CAGAUGCCCCCAACUGCCCAAUCAGCGCACAUGCGGCCAAAAGUGUCCGGGCCAGCUGAAGCAGAGCGAUCGCCCAAAGCACGCAUAUUAAUCUGCCUAAUGUCGAUAUGCCGUCCGGAGGAGGCUGGACGACGUCGACCUUCACCCGAAAGCCCGCCGUGAUCUGAUACUGCUCCGCGUCUCUUCCUCCACCUUCAACACCUAUUAUCUGCGCCAACCAUUGUGCUUCGGGCCGCUAUCGCAACGGUGAUACUGCAGGCACUACCCAGAACAAGCACUCGUCGAGCUGUUUCUACGCUCCGUCUGCCCCCAUACGCAAACGCAGCCGUUCGCGACACUAAUUCCGCUGCGCUACAGCUUCGCGACAUAUAUCUCACCGGCAAUCCGUCAUGGUUGAGCUGCGCAAGCGCAAGACGCCUCCGCCCGCCCCGGUGCGCCCGGCGAAGAAGAAGGCCGCCCCCAAGUCCAAGGCCGAGAAGGCGAAGGCGGUCGUGGCCGAGAAAGUUGCAGCCGUCAAGGAGACCGUCACGGGCAAGGCCAAUGGCGAGAAGGCCGCGCCUCCAGCUGCCGGCGCGCCCAAGGUCGGGGACACAAUUGACCUCGCAGGAUUCGGCGGCGAGAUCGAGCUGCACGAUGGCACCAAGACGACGCUCGCGAAGCUCGUCGAGGAGAGCAAGAGUGGCGUCGUGCUCUUCACCUACCCCAAAGCUUCUACCCCCGGAUGCACCAAGCAGGCAUGCAUGUUCCGCGACUCCUACCAGCCCCUGACCGUCGGCGGACUGAGCAUUUACGGCCUUUCCAACGACAGCCCGAAAUCCAACAGCUCCUUCAAGACAAAGCAGAACCUCCCAUACCCUCUUCUCUGCGACACUGCCCGGACCCUCAUCUCCGCCAUUGGCAUGAAGAAGGCGCCCAAGGGAACUACACGCGGUGUGUUCGUCGUUGACAAGUCUGGCAAGGUCCUUGCGGCUGAGCCCGGAAGCCCUGAUGGCACUGUCGCCGUGGUCAAGAAGCUUGUUGAAGGUGGGGGGAGCUCCGCUGCGGCUCCCACAGCCGAUGCCGACGCUGCCAAAGAGAAGGAGGACCACGACAUGGCGCAGACGGCCGAUGACGUCGCUGAUACUGCAGCCAAGAUUGACAGCAACGAGGCCUAACUGGUCCCUCUCCGAUACGACUGUCUUUUCCAGGCUUUGCGGUGUAGGAUAUCCCCUUUUGUUUGGCGUUGGUGUGAGUUUGGUAAAACGUCCGGUACUUCCGUCCCUCGAAGUACGAAGCGCAUGUCAAAGAGCGCUUCUCGGUUGGUGACAUGAAUGAAUAUUUCUGUCGAAA
Trematosphaeria pertusa is the source of this 1329-nucleotide messenger RNA. RefSeq names its product AhpC-TSA-domain-containing protein. Gene Ontology annotation, molecular function: thioredoxin peroxidase activity. The transcript has 3 exons. Gene Ontology annotation, biological process: cell redox homeostasis; cellular response to oxidative stress. Bases 390 to 1154 code for a protein of 254 amino acids. The record is from RefSeq and is a predicted model, not a curated record. Lineage: Eukaryota; Fungi; Ascomycota; Dothideomycetes; Pleosporales; Trematosphaeriaceae. Gene Ontology annotation, cellular component: cytoplasm.